ACAUCAAGAUAGGAGAUCAUGCAUUUGAUAUCCAAGCAUCAGACCCUGAAGGUGACGCAAUGACUUACAGAAUCUCUGGAACUGAUGCUGCAGUAUUUGAAGUCACUCCUGAAACUGGCAGAGUAACAAUGAAAGGUUCCCUUGAUAGAGAGAAUAAAAGAAGUUUGGCAUUUACGGCCCAUGUCUCUGACGGCCAUAAUGAAGGAAAGGGGUCAAUGAAUAUAAUAGUAUUAGACGUCAAUGACGAACGCCCUGAGUUUCUAGAUCCUUCCUAUGACAAGUCAGUCCCAGAGAAUACGCCCACAGGUGAAUUGUUGUUCAAAGUGUCUGCCACGGAUGAUGAUGAAGGAGAUGCUGGUGCUGUUAGAUACAAAAUUGAUGACGUAACGCCCAAACAUGGAUUUGAAAUGUUUUCAAUUGGUCAAUUUAACGGUGAAGUGAAACUAACAGGACGUCUUAAUUACACCUCACUGAGCACAUUUUACCGUCUUAAGAUUAACGCAAGUGAUGGUGGUGGCUCAUGUGGUUCAGGCCCAUUCGCCGUUCAGUCAAACAGUGUUUUCUCCUACAUUACAGUCGAAGACGUUGCAGACCUUGACCCACUUUUCAUUAACACUCCCUAUACACAGAGCGUUGAAGAGAAUUCAGCUGUGGACAUUUCUGUAUUUAAAGUGAGUGCCAUAGAUCAGGACAAAGGAAUCAAUGAUGAUAUGAUCUACACUAUUGAAGAUUCCAAACCACCUGGCUUAUUUAAAAUGUCACAGAAUGAUGGAGUCAUAUCUGUAUCAUCAGUGAUUGACAGAGAAGUUACUGGUGACACUGUAACCCUCACAUUGAAG
Nematolebias whitei (Rio pearlfish) is the source of this 839-nucleotide messenger RNA. Its product is annotated as cadherin-related family member 2. Gene Ontology annotation, cellular component: adherens junction; catenin complex; plasma membrane. Gene Ontology annotation, molecular function: cadherin binding; calcium ion binding. Lineage: Eukaryota; Metazoa; Chordata; Actinopteri; Cyprinodontiformes; Rivulidae. Gene Ontology annotation, biological process: calcium-dependent cell-cell adhesion; multicellular organism development; cell-cell junction assembly. The record is from RefSeq and is a predicted model, not a curated record.